Messenger RNA from Setaria italica (foxtail millet), 2745 nucleotides. RefSeq lists its product as uncharacterized. Gene Ontology annotation, molecular function: protein binding. The transcript has 10 exons. The record is from RefSeq and is a predicted model, not a curated record. Lineage: Eukaryota; Viridiplantae; Streptophyta; Magnoliopsida; Poales; Poaceae.
GCUCGGUGACCCCGCUGGCCCGCUGCAGUACCGCGAGCGAUCCCCACCGGGAGCAGAAUUUCGCUCGGCCAAUGGAGGAGACGCAGAGUUGCAGACAGUCGCGGCGGCGCCGGUGCUACCCACCAUGGCAGGCACGAAAGACCCUCCUCCUGUGACCUCAUCUUCUUCUUCUUCCUCUUCCUGUUGCUUUGCUGCUGGUCUGAGUGGCGCCCGUUGAUGUGGAAGAGGGGGAAUUCGAGGCGCGGGGCGUCGUUGACGUCCACAGGCCGCGCACGCUGGCCCGCCGCCGCUCGCACCAAGCUUUUUGAUGCCGCGGCUCGCGUCGACCUUUCGAGCUCCGCGCCGUCGAGGUCUUCUUCGAGCUCCAGGACCUUGCCGAGCCACGCCACCGCCUAGCUCGGCCAGACCUGGCGCCUCCUCGAGCUCUGCCGAUCGAUGCUGCCGGUGACCACCCCGUGCAAAUCCGACCCUCCGGAGCUCAGGGAAGGAGAAUGUGAGGGAUUGUCUGCCGAUGCUUUUAGCGUGGGAAGAAGGUGAAGAGCUGCAAGAUUUUCACACUAAUAGCUCCAACUGUGACGGAAUGUUAUUUUCAGAUAAUGUGAGAAUUAGGAUUUCGUGUUGGAUUCAAGUUCGACUACUGUUCUUCGUAUCAUCCCGACCCACCCCCCGUCGAUUCUAGAGGUGACGAGAGGAUUCCCGUUCCGCCUAAACCGAAGAGGAGUCCGGCGCCGGCGAGUUGACAGAUUAGGAGAAGAACAAAAGCCACGGUGAGCUCGCACCGACAGGAGGACUCCGGGGGUGGCCAUUGAGAAGAAACCAAAGCCGCCGGACGUGGAUAGGUUGGCGGACGGGGCCUUGGAGUAUGGCGGCAAGCGAUGGCAGUACGGGGCCGGUGCCUAAUGAGAGGGAGAAGACUCAGGCGGCGGCGACGGAAUUGGUGGGCGGGAGCAACACAGGCACCGAGGAGAAGCAGCAGAGGAACACGCUGGCAGCCGCAGCAGGAGAGGGCUUCAGUUCCUUACCUGCUGCACCCAUUACCAGCACCCCGCCGCUACCUCCUCGCUGCCAGCCACUCCCCUCGUCUGGCAAGCGGAGGAGGAUCUCCAAGGUUGCUGCAAAAGAUCCUCGUAGAAAUCUUCCUACUGUGGUGAAGCCCAAAGACCCAUAUACUGCCGAGAGUGUCUCCAGCCCAAGAGAAAAGGCACUUAUCCGGGAAGCGGCACGCUCAGUCGUUAGCGUCUCCGCCAUUGCACACGAUGGGAAGUUCAUUAACCAAUGCACUGGCAUCUGCAUCGGUUGGAAGGAGACCAAGAAGUGUGCUAGAAUAUUAACUAGUUCUGGAGUUGUAUGUACACUUGAUCCCAAAUUUAAGCUACACAUUUGCUUGCCAAAUAGGGCCGCCGUAGAGGGAUAACUCUUGUUCUUCAAUCAGCAUUAUGAUAUUGCUUUAUUGGAGAUCUCGUCCUAGUCAGACUUACCUUUGCAGACCCCCUCUUUUGGAUCUAACCCAAACUACGGUCAGGAGGUUUUCAUGUUGGGUAGGGGCGAAGAGUCUAAUCUGGUGGCUAGGCAUGGGAAAAUCUUGUGGUUUGAAGACCCAGAUGAUUUAGUGUGCAACUACCACAUGUUUCUUAACUGUGAACCUCCUAAGGGUGGCACUGGAGGACCGGUGAUUGACAAUGAUGGCAAUGUCGCUGGGAUGGCAUUUGAUAAUGGUGGCCCAAAUCUUAGUAUUCUUUCCAUCUCCACCAUCCUUACAUACAUUGAAAUGUGGAUGAAGUUCAGUUGUAUUGCUCGCCCUGUACAUGGUUUGAGCUUGAGAACAGUGGAGCUGCUGGACGUGUCACUCCAGGAGGUGAUCUCUCUUGAUCACAACAUCAACAAUGGGUACAUUGUAGACAGGGUAGAUAUUGGUUCUACUGCUGAGAAGCUUGGCAUUAGAUAUGGAGAUGUGAUUGUCUCGUUUGACGGGCUGCGUGUCCAAACUCUACCUCAGUUGGAAGAUUAUCUUCUUUCACUUGGUUGGGGAUUCUUGCAAGGAAACACUGAUUCAAGCUCCACCGUGGAUCUCAAGAUGCGCAGGGGGUGCUGGGAGUAGAGGGAUUAGGGAGAAAUAAUGGGCGGAAUCGGCAUACAAGCACCGGAUCUGCCCGUUUUGCCGGUCUUCAUGGCGGCGGAGUGCUCCGGCGUGCCGGAAGCCCAGAAUAGAAGGGGCGGUGGCACAUGGUUGCUGGCCUAAGCGGCGGCUUUGUUUCAACGAAGAAGAGGAGAACGACGAGCGGAGGUGGAUGAUGGAAACAUAAGCGAACCGUACGGGGAAUGUGCGCAAACAAUGGCACUCUACGUAGAUGUUUGAAACAUGAUUUUUUUAACACAUCUUCAUGAACUCCACAAAAUCCUUGAAAUUGAUCCUCCGAUCCAUGUUUUUUCGAAGCUGAGGUGUUUGGGAAGAUUUGAGAGUGGAGCAGUCCCAAAUAAGUCCUUAUUUCCGAGUUGCUAUGAGUACACACAAGUGUGCGUGUUUUCGCGCAACGAGGGUAGUAGUCUCUCCAAUCUCUUCUCUAAUAUGUGUAUAGACACGCACACAUGUGUACGUGUAGUUAUGUGCAUCCUAUGUGUACCUUAAAAGGACUUAGCCCGUAGAUGCUCAAUGAGAUUCGUUUUGCUGGAAAAUUGUUGCCAAGUAUCAUACAUCAUCACCAACAAACUAGAGAUUUUCAAUGUAAAACAUAAGGUUCAGAAUCA